Molecule: messenger RNA, 411 nt
Organism: Paramuricea clavata
Lineage: Eukaryota; Metazoa; Cnidaria; Anthozoa; Malacalcyonacea; Plexauridae
Source: the annotation of a GenBank genome assembly
AUGGCGAGUGCAGUAGCAGGAGGACUCUUUAACGCAUUUGCAUUUGCUGGAGCAGGAUACCUAUUUAAAAUGUUUGAUAGGAAUGGAUACGCUGAGGAAGCUAAGAGACAUAACCUUGCAAUGGAGAACCUAACAGCUGAAAGAGAAAAGUACCUUGAAGAGGUCACUGACAGAAGAAAUAGGAUUGCCCAACUGAAGUCAGAACUAGCUGAGGCAAAUAGGGAUAUCAAGUCAACGAACCAGUCACUAGAACUCGUCAGAAGAAUCAACGAGCUAAAACGUAAGCCUAUGCCAGGGAAGCCGCAAUUGAGUAAUCACUACAAACCUAGCUCUGAAAUGGAAGAAUAUAUGGCAAUCUUUGGUUUAAUUGCAGGUGGGGUGGUUGGAGGGGCAGCUUAUUUAAUGCUAUAG